Molecule: messenger RNA, 4424 nt
Organism: Parasteatoda tepidariorum (common house spider)
Lineage: Eukaryota; Metazoa; Arthropoda; Arachnida; Araneae; Theridiidae
Product: cyclic nucleotide-gated channel alpha-3
Biological process (GO): monoatomic cation transmembrane transport
Cellular component (GO): plasma membrane; intracellular cyclic nucleotide activated cation channel complex
Molecular function (GO): intracellularly cGMP-activated cation channel activity; protein-containing complex binding; intracellularly cAMP-activated cation channel activity
Source: RefSeq, a predicted model, not a curated record
ACACGUGUGUUUACAAGGAGCUUCAUUUUAGAGUGACAAUUUCUCCUCUAAUUCAUUACUUUAAUACCUUCUCUCUUCUACUACUCAUUCGUGCUUAGCAAACAAUCUUAACAAACAUCAUACAAUUUCAGAUUCAUUUAUAUGAAAGAAUAGCUAAUGGUGAACCUGGUGAGAAGAUUAGAUUUCUCACAUCAUAAGAAACGAAGCUAUGGUCUUGGUAAAAACAAGAACUGACAAUGGCAGAUGGUGCCAGCCACCAGAUGCAAACCCUUGAAAAUGGUGUGCCUUCAUCACCCCUCUCGCCUUCUUCCACUCGGAGUCAGAGUCGCUGCUCCGAAAUUGUCCGCAUUGAGCAACAAUCAAACAAUGGCGCACGACACUUCAGAAGUCGACUCAUUAGCAUUGUUAACAGAGUACGGAAUGCCUUGGUGGCCACAGGAAGCUUUAGGAAAAGAUCUGAAAGUCAACAAAGACCAGAUUCUUUUCUAGAAAAAUUUACUUGGCAACCAGCACAAAGUACAGAUGAAGAUCUUGAAUUGACAUUUUGUCAAAGGUUGGCCAGAUCUCUAGUGCUAGAUCCAGCAGCGCAUCUCUAUUAUCGAUGGCUUGCAGUUAUAUCUGUAGCAGUUCUUUAUAACAUCAUUAUCAUUGUAGGCCGAAGUGUAUUCUGGGAGCUGCAAAAUCUCUGUCCACAUCUUUGGUAUUUCAUGGAUUACCUCUGUGAUACUAUAUAUUUAAUGGAUAUUAUCGUACAUUGUCGAACUGGAUAUUUAGAACAAGGUCUCUUAGUUCGUGACAGAAAGAAACUUUUAAAAAACUAUACGUCUUCUCUCCCUUUCAAACUAGAUCUCAUAAGCGUCAUCCCGACUGACCUACUGUACAUUGUAACGGGUACAGGAUGUGAUCACCAAGUUCCCUGCUCUGUCAUCGUGCGUCUCAAUCGACUCUUCAGGUUUCCAAGAAUGUUGGAGUUUUUCGACAGAACCGAAACCAGAACAAACUUCCCAUAUGCAUUUCGUAUAGGAAAACUUAUUUUUUAUAUCUUAGUUAUCAUUCACUGGAAUGCCUGCUUCUUCUUUGCAAUGAGUUACGCCAUUGGAUUUGGUACAGACUCUUGGGUAUACAAGAAUGUAUCGGAUCCUAAAUAUGGCUCCCUUCGACAUCAGUAUAUAUACAGUUUCUACUGGUCAACAUUAACCUUGACUACAAUUGGUGAAGUGCCUGUACCUGAACAAGAUAUUGAAUACUUAUUUGUCGUGAUUGAUUUCUUGGUCGGAGUUCUUAUUUUUGCUACAAUUGUUGGGAACAUCGGAAGCAUGAUUACCAACAUGAAUGCAGCCAGAGCAGAAUUUCAGAGUAGAAUGGACAACGUGAAGCAGUAUCUGGAAUUUCGAAAAGUGGGUGAGGACUUGGAAAACCGAGUCAUCAAGUGGUUCGAUUACCUUUGGACCAACAAGCAGUCUUUAGAUGAAAAUGCUGUCACUUCAACCUUGCCGGACAAACUCAAAGCUGAAAUAGCAAUCCACGUCCAUCUUGACACAUUGAAACAAGUUAGAAUAUUCCAAGAUUGCGAACCUGGUUUGCUUGUUCAGCUUGUCUUGAGACUGAGAUUGCAGGUGUUUAGCCCUGGUGACUACAUAUGCCGAAAAGGUGAUAUUGGGAAAGAAAUGUACAUAGUAAAAAGAGGUAAACUUCAGGUGGUUGGUGAUGAUGGUAAGACGGUAUUUGCAACUUUAUGCGACGGCAGCGUUUUCGGAGAGCUCAGCUUACUUAACAUCUCUGGUGUAAAGACUGGCAAUCGUCGAACAGCGAAUGUCAGAAGCGUUGGAUACUCUGAUUUGUUUUGUCUCUCUAAAGAAGAUUUAUGGGAGGUUUUAGAAGAAUAUCCAGAAGCCCAAAAGUUAUUGAUAGAGAGGGGAAAGCAAAUUUUAAUGAAAGAUGGUUUGCUGGACGAAGCCGAUAUCAAAGCUGCUGAGAUUGCAGAAGAAACUAUGAAGGAAAAAAUAGAGAGAUUGGAUAAUACUAUGGAAGUACUACAAACUCGCCUGGCUCGAUUCUUUGCAGAGUUCAUAGCAUCACAAAACAACUUCAAGCAAAGAAUUCACAGACUCGAAUACAAGAAUGUAAAUUCUCAAGACGCUUUGAAAACUUCUAACGGAGACAAAAUGGAGUACUUUUGAGAACUUUUAUUGUACAUUCCAGAACAAUUCGGUCGUUAAAUUUUAAGCUUAUUAUAAAUUAUUUAUUACUAGUGCUGACACGAUUUAUUUAUUACGCGCUACAAUAUUGCGAUGAAAUAAUAUGCAGAACAAAAUACCGUGAAGACACCUAAUGACGUGGGAUUCCUGCUUAAACUAACUUUUUAACUUUAAUCCACAUGAUGGCUACUAAACGUUGCAAUCAGUCAAUGAUAGCAUUUAAUCCUAGAUAAGUACAACAAAGGAGUGAUAGUUAGUAAAAGUUUAUGGGUGUGAUUGUGUUACCCUAUUUAACCAACACAGAAUUCGUUCUGGUUAAUGGAUGAAUAUGAAACUUGUUAUAUUCGUUACGAGAAACAUGUAGAUCAUACUUUGACCACCAGUCGUGGAAAAGAUGGGCGUGGAAAGAAGCACAAAUUGGAGACGUAAAUAUUUUCUGGGUACCGCGGAACUUGGGGUGCUUUAGUCCCCUCCCAUUUUAUGAUUCUCAUAAAAUGGGAGGGAACUCAAGAGGGUGGGAGAGAGCCCCCUCCAAACGCAUGACAUGCUUUCGUGGGAGCACUGAGCUUUUUAAACUCACAGCAUAAGCUCAAUGUGCAUUCUAUUUUCGUCAAACACGUGUUCGAAAUGUGUCACAAGCGAGUUCAAAAGCGUUAUAAAAAAAUUAAAAAAAGAGCUCUUUUGCAACAACGUGACGUGUCAUUCGUAAGCUGUUUCAGUCAAGAGUCUCUUCGGAUUUGAUAAUCAUAUUUUUUGAGUUCUUUCUAUCUUCUGUUAUGGCUUGGUGCAAUGACUACUGUGUUUUUAAACCACUCCAGAUUACAUUAACGUCCCAUUUCAUACAUAAAAACGUGCUCUAUCGGUGGAAAUGUUAACUAUUUUAUUGCACAGUACGUUUUUUCAAGGUAUAUACCGUUUUACUGUCAUCUAUUCACCAGAACGAGUAUUAAACAAGAUAAUUUUUAACUCUUACCAAGUUGUUAAGAAUCCUCGAAUUCAAUGGUUUUUUUUGAACUUGAAAAAACUGCAGGUACUGUUGAGGCAUUGAUCAAAUUAGCAUGCUGAAAGAAUUAUAUUAAACUGAGAAUAAUGCAAAGUAAAUCUCGCGUUUUUAAAAAAUGAAAGUGAAAAAAGUAAAAUUGAAAUGUUAGGCCAAUAACGAUCACGAAACCUUCAGCAAAGUUUACAGGCAUACCACAUAUUUCUUGCUCCCUGUGUGUGCUGCCCGUCAAAAGAUUUCCUCUGCUCAGAGAAAAAAAGAAAGAUCCUAGUGGAUCUAAUCCGACCUUAGAGGCGUUUCGACUUCAGACUACUUUUCUACAUUUUGUUUCUCAAAGUGGACAGGUUCUCUAUCACCCCUACUAUUUUGAAAAAACAUUUUAGACGUCGGAUAUUUCAGAUUAUGAUAAAUAAAUAAAAAUAUUUUCUUCCACCCAAAAAUAUAGUGAAAAAUAUAAAUCUGCUUUCUGUUAAUAGUGUUAAUUUAGAACAAUAAACUUAUCAUUCGAACACUUUCCAAUGCAGAGCAUAGAGUAGAAUUCAUAUUAGUGUAAUGUCUCUAAAUAAAUAAAAUAUUAUAAACAUGAAUAUCAAUUUUAAAAAAAUCGUAAUUUGUUUGACAACAUUACAUUUAAAAUAACAAUAAAUGUCUGUGUUUCCCAACAUCCUACAAAUUUCAAAAAAAUUAAUUAAAUGAUUUGGCUUUUAUGUCAUAUUCUUAAUAAAAAAAAUUUAAAGCUUUUCUUUUCAAAAAAAAAAAAUUUAUGACGAAGAAUUCUAAAAUUUACUUAUUGUAUCUAAAUUUAUAUGAUACAUAUCAUCUAAUCCAUUAAAAAGCCACAAGAAACUACGUUACAUAACAUAAUAAUUCUCACAGAAAAAGCUGAAGAGAUUUAGAAGAGCGUUAAUGAAAAACAAACAUUUCAAAAAGUUUUCAUUUGCGCUCUCUGGACAAUUACGAAUAACUUUUUUCCUCACUAUUUCUUUGAUAGUGAAGAAAAUGAAUUUAAGAAGGUUGCAAAUAAAUAAAUAUAAAUGUUUUGUUUAAACUGAUAUAACGCUUCAUUUGAAAUAUUUUAACUUUGGGGACAACAGUUUCAAAAUAUUUUUGUAGAGCAAAUCACAUUCAUUUUGUAAGAAAUCUGAUGCUACUCAGACUAAGCUAUUGAUUAUAUUGUGCUGAAACUCCGUCCAUGUCGAAUUUAAAAAUUAAUAAACUAUCAUAAA